Messenger RNA from Bombyx mori (domestic silkworm), 3526 nucleotides. It is a transcript of the gene asun, whose product is annotated as protein asunder. The transcript is spliced from 13 exons. Gene Ontology annotation, biological process: centrosome localization; regulation of mitotic cell cycle. Gene Ontology annotation, cellular component: integrator complex. Bases 191 to 2107 code for a protein of 638 amino acids. The record is from RefSeq and is a predicted model, not a curated record. NCBI's taxonomy places the organism in Eukaryota, Metazoa, Arthropoda, Insecta, Lepidoptera, Bombycidae.
AAUAUUAACAUAAACAAAAUUAGGUAGAUUCCGUGCUACAGGUACUUUGAGAAUCUUUCGCAGGUUUGUCCCAAUUUACCCCAGGAUCCCAAUUUACCCCAUGUCAUGGUACACAAAACUGAGAAUUUAAGAUGUAAACAUUGUUGUGGGUUAUGCAUAAUUAUCCAAAAAUCUUUUUGACGCAUUCAUAAUGAAUUCCCUUUUCCCUGUAAAUCAUAAAACAAUAUUUGUUCUUGAUCACACACCGUACUUUGGAAUAUCUUCAGAAUACCCAAUAGAUUUUGAUGUAUCGAAAGGCCGAGGUACCGGUCAGGUUCCUUUACCUCCAAUCUGUAAAUCAUUGUGGACUUGCAGUGUGGAAGCUGCGGUAGAGUACUGUCGUAUAGUGUGGGAUUUAUUUCCUGAAAGCAAAUUAGUGAAAUUUGUAGUGAGUGAUUCUGUAGCGCAUAUAUUAAACACUUGGGCGGCAUUACAACAAAAUUUAACUCAUGUCCUGAAUGGGUUGUGUCUUGUUGGACCAGUACGUCGUGGUGCUGGAGGGGAUGUUGUCGGACUCUGUGCAGCCAUCGAAGCACUGGGUGAAGCAUCACCAGAGCAGAUAUCACGCACAUCAACCGAUAGACAUUUUCAAAAUAGAGGACGGAUAAUAUGUAUUACAAGUGCAAGAGAUGAUGAUUCAAUAAGGAGCUUAGCAGAAAUAGCUUUAAACACUUUGAUUCAACAAAACAAAAAAGCUUCCAUAGUCCAACCAAACAGCAGUAGAGAUUCUCCUAAUGCAACACCUCAAUUAUUAGUAACACAUUACUGCCAUCUAAUCAUCAUAAAUGUCACACCAGAGAAAGCUGAAACCAGAGUUAACAAUCAACAGCUCACAGAGAUGGGCGGUGGUCUGAUGGGCGUCGAAGUAAUAGUAUCACGAGCUAGCGCAUUAGCUAGCUUGUUGGGUCGUCUGGUACUACCGCAUUACAAAUUAUCAACUACCACAGUUACUGGAAUUCCCAUGAAGGAAGAACAAAACGCUAGUUCCAGUGCUAAUUACGAUGUAGAAAUUGUCCAUUCCAUCGAUGCUCAUGCUGGCUUGCGAGCUUCACAAACUGCUGCCGAAGCCGCUGAGUCUGUGGUGCUACGUUGGUGGACGCCGCGCGGCGCGGAGGGGGGCGCGGGCGGCUGCACGGGUCCGCUGUGGCGCGUCACGCCCGCCGACGUCGCCAGCCGCCCCUCCGCCUGUCUCGUCAACUUCCUGCUCAACGGGCGGUCGGUCACGCUCGAAGUGCCCAGGAAAGGUGGGGGUAGAUCAGCGUCGCACGUGCUGGCGGCCCAGGGGGGCGAGCUGUGGAUCGGCGCCCUGGGGGGUCGGACCACGUACGACGAUCCCCCCGCGCUCUCCGAGGGAGCCGGUGGACGCGUCACAGACUACAGAAUAAAAGAGUUUGGCGCACUGAUGCAGCAAAAUAAGCUGCACCCACUCCGCGGGGCGGGGUCCAACGCACGCGCGAGGUCUCGGCUGCAAAGGCACACGACAUAUUGGCCCCUGACGAUAUCCUCAACGCUCAUAUUCAAUUUAGGAUCAGUGAUGGAACCGUUAACGAGGCUGGUCGUGCAAGAAUCAUUAACUGACGAAGAGGUGGAUCAGUGUCGUAGCGUCCUGCUGUCGUUAUUAAGUAUGGAAUCUCGCCAUGAAUUCCCGGCCGCGCAGCUGCCUUCGAAUCUAAGGGGCAAAUCGAGCGGUCGUCGCGAAGAACAAUGGCGUCAAGUUUGGGGUGAAUUGGAAGCGUUAUUACGAGCGUAUUCGAACUCCUCCGCCCAUAGAACGCUACUGAGAGUCCUGCUAGAAUGUCGGGCACACAAUAACCACGGCGCAGACGGUGAAUCUCGAGCAACGGUGAUCCGAGCGACCACCGACUCCCCACUGUCGCCGGUGGGCGCAGGUAAUGGCAGCGCCAGUAGUGCAAGUGGAGACGUCUGGGCUCCCAGGAACGUUCUGGACGCGUUACUGGGGGCGCCGCGUCCCGCGCGCAGACUCGACUUCGCCGGCAGGAUGGCGGCCGGAAACAGGGUGGCCAUCUUGUACCCGCAGCUGCAGCAGGACGUGGAAACCCAACACUGAUUGUGAGCGGCGAAAAGUAAUUGGAAUCUGAACCUUAUGAUGAAACGUUAUAAGUUCCAUUUUGUGCGUUGUGAAUGUUGAUGACGAUGUUUUUUUUUAACUUGUUUUGUAUGAGUUCAUAGAUAGGCGUACAGUAAUAAAGUGUUAUAUUCACUAGAAAUAAUUAUAUUUGCAGAAACUGAUAUCCUUUUUUUUUUCAUGUGAAGCUCAGAGGGAGGACCUGAAUUUUAAGUUUAAAGGACAAUGCCCAAAAGUGGGCCAACUUUGUGUCAAAAUUAUUUGUACUUGAAAAACUAUGCCUUAUUUGUUCACGUUUUUUAGUUUAUGUUUCAACAUUUCUUUCACCCUGGCAUUGUUUUACAAAAAAAUAAAUUACUUAUAUGAUAACAUCCGAAAACUGAGUACAUCAUUCAUAGUUUUUAAAUUCGCCAAUAGGCAGACAAAGGGCUUAGCCCAUACAGCCUUAUAGUAAACCUAAAUGCUGCUAAACGAAAGAGUUGUCUGUGAUUUGAAUAACAAAUAAAAAAAAAAAUGUUAAUGGUUAUAAUUCACAGACUUUUUUAGUUUAUUUUUGUUCGAUUCAAUAUUUAUAUAUUGUAAUAAUAAUUAUUACUUAAAACCAUGAAUUAAUUAAUAUUUUUAGACAUUAAUGAUUCCAUUAGUAAAAAUCUCAAUGGCCCACCAUUACUUAUUCUUAUUAUCUAUGGUCAGAGAGUUUUGGCAGCAACCCGAGUGAAGCGUCACUUGAAGUUUUAUUUUAAUGUUUUUUUAAUAUUUUAUUGUGAUAUAUAAAGUGGGUGUUGUUUUGUGUAUUAAACGUCACUGAAUAAAACUAUGGCUAACAUAGCAGUGACUGUUUUGUUCGUAAAAAGAGAUACCCCGGCUUUUUAUUGACAUGAAAAUAAUAUAACUACGACAGACUAGGCUGUAUAGACUACGCUCUUUGCCUGCCUAUUGACGAAUUUAAAAACCAAACAACAACAAUAUCGUUGCCGGCUUCCGGAUUUUCAUUUCCGAAAGAAGGGUCAAUGAAGUCAAUGAAUAUUAAUAUUAUGAGGAUAUAAUUAUAAUAAAAUGUACAUAAGGGCUUAUUUCUAGCAACAUUAACCACAAUUAACUUAUUUAACACUGUAACUAAUUAUGAGAGCGAUUAUUGAUUUCGAAGAAAACAAUUAACCACUUAAUUUUAGCUGCAGAAAAAAAACAGAUUUCUUUUGAACCUGGGUGAGAAUAUACAAAUCGUUUUCUGAAUAUGAAACGAUAUUUCUUUGUCUAUCAAAUUAAGUUAAAACCAUCAUGUAACGAUAAUUUUUUUAGGGGCCCAAACGCCCAAAGAAAAUGGGCAUUGUCCUUUAGAUAUUUAAUAUCAAUGUAACGAUAUUAUUUUAAAAUUACAUAUUUUUAUAUGCAAAAUUUAAA